This is a messenger RNA of Schistosoma turkestanicum, 2353 nucleotides long. NCBI's taxonomy places the organism in Eukaryota, Metazoa, Platyhelminthes, Trematoda, Strigeidida, Schistosomatidae. The record is from the annotation of a GenBank genome assembly.
AUGCUAUUAGUACCAAAGAGAUCUCAACCGCGUAUUUUAAAUGCAUCCUUAUGUCCAAAAUUACCAUUAUAUCCUACUCUACCAAUUGGUGGAGUUUGUAUACCAGUCAAUUUUAUUAAUCAAAGCAAUUUUGCAAAUCUUCAAUUUAAUGCUGAUUCAGAAUUUACAUUAUCAUUAUAUCAAAUAAUUAUAUGUGGUUUAAUGGGAUCAGUGCUUAGUCUUUUGGUCAUUGGAGCUAUACGUUUUGUACCGGCUGGAUUUUGUACAUAUAUAUUUGCUUAUACAAUAUCAGCUUAUUCAUUACUGAUCCUAUUUCUAAUUGUUCGUUUAUGGAUUCAUAUAAUGAGUUUGAAACAUGCUUAUUGGUGGAGAAAUGAUUUAUUCAAUCAAAGUCAUUUAUUAAGUCAUGUAUUAUUUAUCAUUAUUCUGUUCAUAUGUUUAUUUAUUUUAAUUUAUGUAAUUUGUUUAAAUUCAUCAUUGAAACAAUAUUCAACAAGUCAAUGGAGAAAUACAACACAAUUUAUUAUUGAAGCAUUAUUUGUACUGGUGUCAGAUUGUUUAAAUGAAUUAUAUGGAUUUGUAUUAUUAAUAUUAAUGAUUAUUUUAAUUGGAAAUGGAUUAUUAUGCUUUAUAUUUGUAUAUAGUAUAUUGCAUAUAUUAGCUAUGGUUGAACCAAUUCGUUUAAAAUCAACUGGAUGUUUGGAUUUUCGACAAAUUGGUUGGAUUCAAUAUGGUUUUUUACCAAUAUAUUUAUUAUAUUUUCUAUGGAUGAUACGUUUUUAUUCAAGUUUUUGUCAAAUAUUCACAACAACAUUUAUUUCUAAUUGGUAUCGUUCAAGUGAAUCGACGCAUAAAUUAUUUACAAUUCAUGUAUUAAAUCAAAUUUUGUAUAGAAUACUGUAUCAAUUGAUUGGAAGUUUAAGUUUCGCUUCAUUAAUGAAUUAUAUUACAUGGCCAUUAUUGCAAUUAUUAUGUUUAUACAGAAUGAUUAAUUUGGCUAUAAAAUAUCAAAAAACAAAUUUUUUAUCAACUAACAAAACUACCAUGAAAUGUGCACAGAAAUUACAAAAUUUCGAAUGGCAAAUACAUCAUUUAGAUUGUAAUAUAUUUACAUUGAUUAUCCUUGAAAAACAAUCAUUUUAUCAAUCAUGGCAACAAUUAAAUUCAAGUUUAGUGAAUAUUCAAUCAUUAAAUAAUAUAAUUGAAUUAAUACGCUGGUCAGAAUUUUUAUUAACUUUAGCCAAGUUAACUAGUUCAGCAUUGGCUACAUUAUUUGGUUUAAUUUAUUUUUCUGUGAGACCGCCAGCAUUAAUUGCAUUUCCUAUCAUAGCAAUUAUCUCAUUUGGAUUUAGUUAUUUUAUUUCAAGUGUUAUACUAGCUACUUUACAAAGACCGCCAGCAUUAAUUGCAUUUCCUAUCAUAGCAAUUAUCUCAUUUGGAUUUAGUUAUUUUAUUUCAAGUGUUAUACUAGCUACUUUACAACAUAUUCUAUCUACAAUAGUAAUUUGUUAUUGUUUACAAGAAUGUAAAUUUGCUGAAGAUGAACUAUUUGGUCGAGAGUCAAGUUUUAUAUUUCGACAUGAAAAUUUCAAGUGUCAUUUGGUGAAAUUAUUAAACACCACAAAUACAAAACCUAAUAGUAGUACACUGCGUAAUGGAUGUGUACCAGAUAAAUUUCACAAUCAAUCAUCAUCUGGUUCUUUUCAAAACUAUCGUAAUCUUGAUAUACAAUGGAUAGAGAAUACUGAUGGGGAUGUGAUUAGUGUUAAAGGAUUUUCAUUGAAUCCUCCUCCUCCUCCUCCUACACUUACAAAGAAAACAAUCAGUUGUAUACGAUCAUAAUCAUAAAACUAAAGAGUACUUGUUUUGUGUUCAAUGUAAAGUUUACAGACAACUACUCGCUGCCAUUCAUACAAUGGAUACUGCGCAACAUUACGUAAUGAGAGCUUUUAAUUUGUACUGAUGAUAGAACAGAAAUGCUUUGUACAGUGUCAUGUUUAGUUUCCUUCCUUCAUUCUUUUUCCACAUUACUACAAAAAACAACUAUUGUUAAUAUUAUUAUUAUGAUAAUGAUUGUUUACAUUCGCACAUUUUCAAAUGUUGCGCUUUAAAAUUGACAAUUGAAUUCACGCAGCCGCCGCCACCGCCAAAUACGAAACAUUCUCCAUGUUUUUUUUAAAUAUUUUUGUUUUGUUGAUAAAUUUAUUGAUUUAUUGUUUCAUUUUGAAAUGUGUAAAUAGAUUGAAAGUUUUCUCUUUUUGUUUUAAUGAUAUAUGAUGCAUGUUGCAUGUUUGCGUAACAUUUAAAUUUUUUGUGUUUUAAUUUGUGUAAAUUUUUAUAACACAUGAUUUGG